AGAUUUAAGACUGGGGGAGGAAGCGGGGAAGUCCGAGAUACGGGAGCCAGGGCUGUCGCUGCUGCGAUUUGCGAAUGCGUUUAUGGAACCGGGAGUUAUCCGUCAUGUCAUCUUUGCUGCUCGGUUAAAUAAUGGCGAAUAAAAAUAGAAUAUUCAGGCGGAGACGCAGCAGCGUUGUUGACGUUUGAAACUCCGCAUGGGCUCACGAUGGGGAUUUUCAGCUGAGACAACGGGUGACACAGGAGCCUCAUCUCAAUGCAAGCUCGGCCACCCCUAUUCUCGAGUUUCAACGCGUUUCCCACCGACCGAUCUCGAUAUCGACACCAAACACGAGCAUUCUUCGGCCUGCAGCUCGACCAUGUUCCAGACUUAGGCUCGUUCCACGAAUGGCCAAACCAGGUUUGACCCCCUCGCGGGACCGCCGACUGCCUCCCCGCAAUAAUGUGAACGCGAACACCUCUCCGAAUCGCGCUGCUUUACAGGGAGCUCUGCUAGCUUUCAACCAUGCUACGCCCCCAAAAUCCCAGUCUCCAUUAAACAUGGCAGCCCGCCCGCCCAUUUCGCUUCUCGACUCCGACCCCGAUCCCAUGCCAGAGCUGCCCGAACCUGGAACCAUAAAGGAUAAAAUCGCCCUCUUCAGCUCAAAUCCAGCUACGCUUGAGCCGAACAACAGGCCUAAGAGUGCGGCCGGAAGUGUACCAGACAUUACGCGCCAGAAAACCCCCCAAUUGCUUGCGGCUGAGAUUGCUGCGGGAAGCUCGAAUGGGCCAAAUAGCAAGACUACAGGCGUGGAUGCGCAAAGGGCCCAGUUACAACGGAUUGGAGCGGCCCUGCCGUCACCUAUCCCGGUUCGAAAGCCACUCGCAAACUCGCGGAUAUUGGACCCGUACUUUGACGAUCCUGAAGAACAUUCACCUCCAAAACGUUACGUUGGCCAAAGGUCCGCCUCACCCAAACCUUCGACAUCUUCCCGACCUCCGAUAACGAAGCCGCGCCCUGUCCCGCCACCUAUACCUCGAAAACCUUCGCCCGCGUUUAGUGAGCCCCUAUCAGUCGAUCGCCGUCAUGAAAAUCGAAACCGGUUCGAGUCUCCGAGCGGCCCUAUCCCUCUUCGCUCCAAGGCUUCUGCAUCCACACUGCCCGAGGAAGAACAGCCUCCUGCACUUCCACCGCGACGAGCCGCGACCGUGAUGACCAAUUAUGCAUACGAACCGCAAGUUAAUUUGGGACGCGCUAGGUCCCCAGCGUUUCCAUCCAGCCCGAGUGUCAUGUCAUUAUACAGCCAGUCGCAAAAUCGCAGCAGUACAAGCAUGCUUGACAGUCUUUCGGAUGUGACUAGAGACGGAACCUCGGAUGCAGUCGCAGCUUCGUCACUCGCAUCAAACCGGGCACUACAGACAAGGAGGCCAUCGCCACCGCCUCCUCCGCCAUCACGCAGACGAAGAUCCCGAUCUCGAUCCAUAUUGGGCCUCCAACAUCAACAUAAAAAGGAUCGCUCAGCCGAUCAAAGCCCAGGAGGGCUUCGCGAGACCCUCCGAACACAACCCAAACCAGACGACGAAGACGAGCGGAAUCGCCGCCAACACCGAAAUCACCUCAUCCGUAAGCAUCCUCAUAAGCACCAAGAAGGCGAUCGAAAACGAUGGAGAAGUGAAAUCACAGAGAAAGAGCGCAAGAGAUAUGAGGGCGUCUGGGCUGCAAAUAAAGGACUACUCAUACCUCCUAACCAAGUGGCGGACAAGAAGGCCGCAGAGAAUGGAAUCCCGCCGGGUAUGUAUCCUCCAGGUGCUCUGGAGAUGGUUGUGAACCUUGUAGUUCAAGAUAUCUGGUCGAGGAGCCGCCUCCCGGACCACGUCCUGGAGCGAGUCUGGAACCUCGUGGACGGACAGAACAUUGGCCUGUUGACGCGCGCGGAGUUUGUCGUGGGAAUGUGGCUGAUCGAUCAGCAACUGCGAGGACACAAGCUUCCAGCAGUCGUUCCUGAUAGUGUAUGGGCCAGCGUCACGCGGGUUCCAGGCAUCUCUCUAUAAUGCACUAUACCAAGCCUUAGAUACUGCUAUACUAGUACGAGUUGGAAAGCCAGAUAGAAGUUCAAUCUUAAGUAACUAUUGAUCACACCAAAUACAAAAUCGAUUCCAACAAAGCUUCU
This is a messenger RNA of Aspergillus versicolor CBS 583.65, 2149 nucleotides long. RefSeq names its product protein irs4 (gene irs4). The transcript has a single exon. NCBI's taxonomy places the organism in Eukaryota, Fungi, Ascomycota, Eurotiomycetes, Eurotiales, Aspergillaceae. The record is from RefSeq and is a predicted model, not a curated record. Gene Ontology annotation, molecular function: protein binding. Bases 387 to 2030 code for a protein of 547 amino acids.